CAUCCAGAUCUCAUUAUGCAUCAGGAAAAUGAAAAAACAGAGGAAAAUUCUAUGGAGGAAAGGAAUCCACUUAGCCUUUUCUGAGAAAUGGAACACUGGGUUUGGAGGCUUUAAGAAGUUUUAUUUUCACCAACACUUGUGCAUUCUGAAAGCUAAGCUGGGAAGGCCAAUUACUAGGAAUAGACAGUUGAGACAUUUCCAGGGUGGAAAGAAAGCCCUUCAGAUCCAGAAAACAUGGGUCAAGGAUGAACCCCCUUGUGCUAAGACCAAGUUCAGUGUGGAUACUCCACAUGCUAGCACUCUGUCCUCUCCAGUGAAAAGAAAGGACACUAAACACUUCGUUUCCUCCUCAAGGACUCUCCUGAGACUCCAAGCAGAGAAGUUGUUGUCAUCAGCAAAGAAUUCUGACCAUGAAUACUGCAGAGAGAAAAAUCUCUUGAAGACAGUUACUGACUUUCCAUCCAAUAGUGCUUUAGGUCAGGCCAAUGGUCACAGACCUAGGACAGACCCACAGGCUCCUGACUUUCCCAUGAAGUUCAAUGGGGAGAGCCAAAGUCCAGGGGAGAGUGGCGCGAUUGUGGUCACCUUGAGCAACCACAAGAGAAAGGGCUUUUGUUACGGCUGCUGCCAAGGGCCGGAGCACCACAGGAAUGGGGGACCCUUGAUUCCAAAGCAGUUCCAACUUAACCGACAUAGAAGAAUCAAAUUAUCUCCUCUUAUGAUGUAUGAGAAAUUAUCCAUGAUUAGAUUUCGGUACAGGAUUCUCAGAUCCCAGCACUUCAGAACCAAAAGCAAAGUUUGCAAGCUAAGAAAAGCCCAGCGAAGCUGGGUACAGAAGGUCACUGGGGACCAUCAAGAGACCCUUAGGGAGAACGGUGAGGGUGGCAGUGGCAGCCCAUUUCCUUCCCCAGAACCUAAAGACCCUUCUUGUCGGCAUCAGCCGUACUUUCCAGAUAUGGACAGCAAUGCUGUGGUGAAGGGGACGAACUCUCAUGUGCCUGAUGGCCACACUAAAGGAAGCCCUUUCUUGGGCAAAGAGCUUAGUUUAGACGAAGCAUUCCCUGACCAACAGAAUGGCAGUGCCACACACGCCUGGGACCAGUCAUCUUGUGCUUCUCCUAAGUGGGAGUGUACAGAGCUGAUUCAUGACAUCCCCUUACCAGAACAUCAUUCUAAUACCAUGUUCGUUUCAGAAACUGAAAAAGAAAUUAUGACUCUGGGUCAGGAAAAUCGGACAAGUUCUCUUAGUGAUGACGGAGUAAAACUGUCAGUGUCUGGAGCGGAUACAUCUGUGAGUAGUGUAGAUGGGCCUGUGUCCCAAAAGGCUGUUCACAGUGAGAACUCAUACCAGAUGGAGGAGGAUGGAUCUCUCAAGCAGAACAUUCUUAGUUCUGAGUUGCUGGACCACCCUUACUGUAAAAGUCCACUGGAGGCUCCCCUGGUGUGCAGUGGACUCAAACUAGAAAAUCAAGUAGGAGGUGGAAAGGACAGUCAGAAAGCCUCUCCAGUGGAUGAUGAACAGCUGUCAGUCUGUCUGUCUGGAUUCCUAGAUGAGGUUAUGAAGAAGUACGGCAGUUUGGUUCCACUCAGUGAAAAAGAAGUCCUUGGAAGAUUAAAAGAUGUGUUUAAUGAAGACUUUUCUAAUAGAAAACCAUUUAUCAAUAGAGAAAUAACAAACUAUCGGGCCAGACAUCAAAAAUGUAACUUCCGUAUCUUCUAUAAUAAACACAUGCUGGAUAUGGACGACCUGGCGACUCUGGAUGGUCAGAACUGGCUGAAUGACCAGGUCAUUAAUAUGUAUGGUGAGCUGAUAAUGGAUGCGGUCCCAGACAAAGUUCACUUCUUCAACAGCUUUUUUCAUAGACAGCUGGUAACCAAAGGAUAUAAUGGAGUAAAAAGAUGGACUAAAAAGAAUAUAAGAAAGUAUUUGCUGACUGAAGCCAGAGAAAAAAAUAGACCUGAAUUUCUUCAGGGUUGGCAGACUGCUGUUACGAAGUGUAUUCCACAACAGAAAAAUGACAGUGACUGUGGAGUCUUUGUGCUCCAGUACUGCAAGUGCCUCGCCUUAGAGCAGCCUUUCCAGUUCUCACAAGAAGACAUGCCCCGAGUGCGGAAGAGGAUUUACAAGGAGCUGUGUGAGUGCCGGCUUAUGGACUGAAACUCCGCAGGGACCCUGGGAAGUCUGACCAAGUUGGAGCAGAUGGUUUGUUACUUGAAUCUCCAAACACUUAGUUGAAUUUUUACAGAUAUUUCAGAUCAGUGGUGUUGGGCCACUAUUGUUACCUCAAAUUUAUUUUUUGCCCUUAUUCAUUUCUCCAGCUACCAUGUACUAUUGUUUAAUGUUCAGUUUGGUUUCAUUUUUAAUUUUAUGGUUCUGUGCGUCCCCCAUAUUUAAUAUUUAUUAUUCAAACGCAUGCAUAUAGACAGAGCAUGCAGUGAAGAGUAUUAAAAAAAAAAAGCUUAGUAGAUUUGGUGCAGCUUUUGAAACUUAGUUAGACGUGAACUGAAUACAGGUUUCAGAUUUACUCCCAGAACCUAAAAUGCAAGAUGUUUUUGAUACAGCAUACGCUGAGAAUAGUAAGUGUUCCCUGGGGCAUUAAGGGUAGCUGGGGGUGGUUUUGACAAAUCCAGUCCUGUUUUACUUUACCAGCGGCACUUUUCACCACCUUCCCUCUCCAUGUGAGUCUCAGAGAGUGCGGGCCAUUCCUUUAGAAGGUGAGAUGAAAGUGGCUGUAAACUGGGGUCUUCUGUUUCUGGAGGCACACUUGUAAGCACAGUGGCUGCUCUGGGAAGAGUAAGUGUGAGAAAAAGACAGCAACCUUGGAGGCCAGUAACAAUGACAGAUUUCAAUUGUGGUUUCAAGAAUUAUAAUACGUGGCGUAUAUCUCAUAAAGGCUUUUGCUGAAAUUCCCUGAAUUUUUCUGUUUUCGACCUGUUAAAAAAAUCUUAACAUCCAUCAGACUAGUGGUCAGACAAAUGAGAAUGCAGCUGUUCUCGGAGUAAUUUUUAAGUUGUCAUUUCCCUGUGUUGCCUCCCAAUUGGAAGAAGUUAAGGUUUACCAAAUGCAUUUCUAUUUCAAGGGUAUCUGAAAUGUAAACAUUCAAAACUGAAGGCCGACUGACUAGAUGUUUUGCAGGUGGCUGGAGAGAAGAGGGAGGGUAAUAGAGACAACUUAGCCCCAUGGGAGCACAGCAACCGUGUCAGGUUCUUUCUCCGGUCCCUUUAGUGACCUCAGUAGCAUGCAGGGCACAUGUGGCUUCUGCAUGGCCAGUGCUGAUGACACUAACACGGUUGUUUUUCUCCUUCCAUUGAACCUCAUCUUCUGAAGAAAGGCCCAAGAGGCCCUUGUCCAUACACUUAGCUGCGUUAGGAUUAACGUCACGCAUCUUACAUCUUUAACCCAGCCUUUCGUGACAUAUGGAAAGAUGUAUGUUAAACCUACCCAGUGAUCCUUUCAGAAUCGGGAGGAAAAACAACCAACGUUGUUUUUUCAAACUCAGAAGUUUGAAUAGAAAAACACCAAGUAAAUGGCAGAAGAUUCUCGAAUUUAUGCCUGCGUAGGUUUGGAGUGUUGAAAAAGCUAAAAUGUUUAGUUUCACUUGGCCCUAAGGUAUGGCUGAGAGAAGGCUGACUGCCAGCAGUUGAGGGUUGAGUCCGGCCGUGUUUACAUGCAGGGUUCCCAAACACCAGUGGUGACACUGUGAAGCAGCCCCAGCACUUUCCUCUCCUGAGUCCUCCAGACUCAAAAAUCCUUAAUGUCAAACCAGGUCAGUGUUUCUUACUGUGUUUCAAGUCGUUAAAAAGACUGAGAGUAGAGGCACUUUAUGCUGCUAUAGGUGGGGUUCUGUCAGCGUUAGGAAAAA
Mandrillus leucophaeus (drill) is the source of this 3863-nucleotide messenger RNA. RefSeq names its product SUMO1/sentrin specific peptidase 5 (gene SENP5). NCBI's taxonomy places the organism in Eukaryota, Metazoa, Chordata, Mammalia, Primates, Cercopithecidae. The record is from RefSeq and is a predicted model, not a curated record. Bases 29 to 2158 code for a protein of 709 amino acids. Gene Ontology annotation, biological process: protein desumoylation. The transcript is spliced from 8 exons. Gene Ontology annotation, molecular function: deSUMOylase activity. Gene Ontology annotation, cellular component: nucleus.